Messenger RNA from Tupaia belangeri chinensis (Chinese tree shrew), 1002 nucleotides. It is a transcript of the gene STMN3, whose product is annotated as stathmin 3. Gene Ontology annotation, cellular component: neuron projection; cytoplasm. The record is from RefSeq and is a predicted model, not a curated record. Lineage: Eukaryota; Metazoa; Chordata; Mammalia; Scandentia; Tupaiidae. The transcript is spliced from 5 exons. Gene Ontology annotation, biological process: neuron projection development; regulation of microtubule polymerization or depolymerization; microtubule depolymerization. Gene Ontology annotation, molecular function: tubulin binding. Bases 132 to 671 code for a protein of 179 amino acids.
UCCGCCUCCCUCUCUCCCGCCGUGCCGCCCGCCUGCCCGCCCUCCCUCCCCAGCACUGCAGCAUUCCCCACUGCAGCUCCAGCCGCACCCGCGUCUCUCCGGCCUCCGCAGCCCACGCCGCCGCCAGCACCAUGGCCAGCACCGUGUCCGCCUACAAGGAGAAGAUGAAAGAGCUGUCCGUGCUGUCGCUCAUCUGCUCCUGCUUCUACUCGCAGCCCCACCCCAACACCAUCUACCAGUACGGGGACAUGGAGGUGAAACAGCUGGACAAGCGGGCCUCUGGCCAGAGCUUUGAGGUCAUCCUCAAGUCCCCUUCUGACCUGUCUCCGGAGAGCCCCAUGCUCUCCUCACCCCCCAAACGGAAGGACACCUCCCUGGAAGAGCUGCAGAAGCGACUGGAGGCAGCCGAGGAGCGGAGGAAGACGCAGGAGGCGCAGGUGCUGAAGCAGCUGGCGGAGCGGCGCGAGCACGAGCGCGAGGUGCUGCACAAGGCGCUGGAGGGGAACAGUAACUUCAGCCGCCUGGCGGAGCAGCGGCUCAACUACAAGAUGGAGCUCAGCAAGGAGAUCCGCGAGGCGCACCUGGCGGCGCUGCGCGAGCGGCUGCGCGAGAAGGAGCUGCACGCGGCCGAGGUGCGCAGGAACAAGGAGCAGCGGGAGAUGUCCGGCUGAGGGCUGCGCGGCGCGGCCCCCGCGACAGACGAGAGCACGUGCGGUUCGGUUGGGUUUAGCCCCACCCUGCGUAGAUGAGCCUCUGUCCCUGCCCUUCCCCUGCCCCUCACUCCCGGCUUCACGCUCUGCCCGCACUCAGCUGUCCAGUCCCUGUGGCUGGUCGCUGACCAGGGUCUCCCUAGGAGCCCGAGACACGGUCCCUCAGUUCAGAAACCAGGCCAGGUGGCAGCCGGGUCCCCUCCCGGCCACCCUCCCGGCAGAUGUGGCAUCGACCUUAAUAAACGCAGUGGUGGACUCACGGUCCUUCUGCUGGCUGUGUGGCCUGCACUUG